This is a messenger RNA of Trametes versicolor FP-101664 SS1, 1428 nucleotides long. Its product is annotated as acid protease. Gene Ontology annotation, biological process: proteolysis. The record is from RefSeq and is a predicted model, not a curated record. Bases 1 to 1428 code for a protein of 475 amino acids. Gene Ontology annotation, molecular function: aspartic-type endopeptidase activity. Lineage: Eukaryota; Fungi; Basidiomycota; Agaricomycetes; Polyporales; Polyporaceae. The transcript has 8 exons.
AUGCCUACUGCUGGGUGGUGGGCCCUCGUCUUGGUCGCCUUCCCUGCACUCGUCGCUGGCCUUCCGUUCACCGAUAGGGCGCCCUGGAAACCAGCCGAUGCGACCAUUCCUUUCAUUAAACGCACUCGCUUGACACUCGGAGAGAGGGAAUAUGAAGAUCCCGCCAUCCCCAGAGGGACAGUUGGUCUUGGCGAUAGGGACGACGUGUUUUACACCGUAUCGGUGACGAUCGGGGACACCGCUACCCCUCUCAACAUCGAUACCGGCUCCAGUGACCUUUGGGUCAUCACCCCAAACUGCCACACCUUAGAGUGCAAUGCAUCGGACGCUCCGCGAUAUAGCACCAACUCAAACGAUGAACGCUUCCAAACUGGCAAUGCAGCCGUCGAUCUGAGAUACGGAGACUCGCUGACUGGGUCGUACGCGCGUGGCCUUGUUGGCCGUGACACAAUCACGCUUGCUGGGUUGACCAUGGAGAACCAAACCUUCGCUGCUGUUAACGACACAGACAACUAUGCAAUCACGAACGGCGCGUCUGGGGUCCUGGGGCUUGGGUUUCCCGCUCAGGGAUUUGUGCAGUCUGCAGUUUUGAAUGCCGAGCUCGGGAAUGCCUUCGGCAUUGAUGCCUUCGUUGAGAAAAUCGACAAGGCCGGCCCCAUCGUACCGCGUCUGAUCAUGUCAGGAGCCGUCGAAGAACCUCUGUUCGCGCUUACUCUUCAGCGGGAUACGAUUGACGUCUCAGGCCAAGGUCAGCUUACCAUCGGUCGGCUUCCGGAAGGUGUCGACAACUCCAGCAUUACCUGGGUACCCGUCCGGCUGUACAGCUCUGAUGAAGGCGGUCUCUCUGCGCCGUCGUUCGCUCCUGAUGAGGUAUACCCUCUUCGUUGGGAGGUAGAAAUUGACGGCGUGUUUCUCGACGGGGAAAAACUCCCCGACAUCACGCAGCAAGCCGACGAUAUCAGUACUCCGCCUCUCUCCGCCCUCAUCGACAGCGGUAGCUCUCUCAUCCGCGGACCCUCCGACGUCGUGAACGCCAUUCUUUCCCAGGUCUCACCCGCCUACUCCGCAGACCUAAGCGCCCCUUCUCGCCUUCCAUGCUCCGCCGCGCACACGCUCGCCUUUCAGAUCGGCGGGAAGAUGUUCCCCGUCGACCCGCGCGACUUUGUCGCUCAAGCCGCACCGGGAGACGUGUCGGAGUGCGUGGCGGACAACGUGGUCGGGACGGACGCACCGAGCGCGGGCGCGCUCUUUAGCUGGGUACUCGGCGAUCCGUUUCUAAAGAGCAACAUGGUCGUGUUCUACUACGGGAACCUGACGCAUCCGUCCGUGGAUCCGCCGCGCGUGGGCUUCGUGUCGCUUGUGCCACCGAAUGCUGCUGAACUCCUGCAUGACGCCGUGGAGCGCACGCAGAAUGCCGACGGGAGAUAG